Sparassis crispa is the source of this 357-nucleotide messenger RNA. RefSeq lists its product as hypothetical. The record is from RefSeq and is a predicted model, not a curated record. The coding region runs from base 1 to 357 and encodes 118 amino acids. The transcript has 3 exons. NCBI's taxonomy places the organism in Eukaryota, Fungi, Basidiomycota, Agaricomycetes, Polyporales, Sparassidaceae.
AUGGCGCAGGAUGUCGCUGCUUGGAGCAGUGAAGCAGAACGAGUGGAGUGGUUCCGCGCACGUGCCGACAAACACCGCCACAACGAAGAGGUCAACAAAUUACAUGAAGAGUUUCGACGGACGAUACGUGCUUGGCGGCGCAUGGAUGAGGCAUGGUGGAAUGUAGGGGAGAAGGAAGGCAUGGAGAGGGGGGCUCAGGCAUAUGCGAUGAAAAAGGCAAGGAUGUAUGGAAGGAAGGCUGCAGAGUGCGAGGUGACUUUCAGCAAAGCGAGGAAUGAUGUGGAUGGGGAAAAGCUCGACUACAGUCAGCUCAAGGGGGUUACUACUGCCGUGGGUAGCAAGAGCAAGCACGGAUGA